Lactuca virosa is the source of this 387-nucleotide messenger RNA. The record is from the annotation of a GenBank genome assembly. NCBI's taxonomy places the organism in Eukaryota, Viridiplantae, Streptophyta, Magnoliopsida, Asterales, Asteraceae.
AUGCUUCCACCUUCUCCACCUAAUCGUCGCAGGAAGAAACGAGGCAGUGUCGUCUUCCAAGAAAAGGCCCUACCAGCCCGGCGAACCAUGGAAUCUGAAGAUGGACCACCAACAUCUCUACGAAUGACGCAGUCACGCACAAGCGCAUACCCCCACCGCCAGCGCUCCACCGAUUUGCCUUACCUUUCAUUUUCAUCUUCAAGAUUCCCAAUUCUCUCCUCAUUUCCGACAGUCAAAAAGUUGGUUGCCAUUAUUGCUGUUGAGAUCACCGAAGGACCAAAUAUCCCAUUCCACCUAGGCAUACAGGACAAAGAUGAUGCUCACAUGUCUGUCAAUGAGGUUAUCUACCAUGGGAUUCCAAAUGGAAGGUGUCUAACUACCUUAUGA